Molecule: messenger RNA, 2338 nt
Organism: Alternaria alternata
Lineage: Eukaryota; Fungi; Ascomycota; Dothideomycetes; Pleosporales; Pleosporaceae
Product: HET-domain-containing protein
Exons: 2
Coding region: 153-2294 (713 amino acids)
Source: RefSeq, a predicted model, not a curated record
ACCCAGUUGACUGACGAGGAAUCGGCUCAGCUGACACGCGCUGGCAAGGCUCAGUGGCUGUUCCGGUAAGGCACAGCCACAAUUUUUAGCGCGAGACAAUGCAUGCACGAUUUAACCCAUUGUGAUCUAGCGGGGGCUGCCUUGCCAGCUGAAUGAUCAACCAGCAUUAUCGUGAAUCCGCGGAUCCAGGCAAGCCAAGGACGGCAGAAUAUUGCUUUCGGUAUCACUUUCGACCUUGUCUGUCGUAUCCGACGACCAUGGAUGCGGGCCCCCUUGCGCAAAGUCAGGGCCUCAUCAAGCACAUCCGCACCACUUUGACAAUCCUCUUAGCCAUUCAAUUAGGGGCUAUACUCUUUCCACAUGCAUGCUUCUCGUCAGCAUUGGGAUAUGUUGUCCACAGUCUAUACAGAUACUUCUCGCCCGAUUUCGAAACAGCCUUAAUAAACGGGUACAUCCGGCCGAUCAUCGGAUUGCGAUUGUGUUGGCGAUGCAGGCUCUUAAGAUACACGCCUCCAUGUUGCAGAAAGCGACACUUUGACAAUGCAGCACAACUCGAGGUAUCUGGCUCGAGAGGCUGUUGGCUCUGUCAUGCAGUAAACGAACAAUUUCGGCAAUCUCAAGCCGACUUUGAAAACCCGCCCAAACAUCACCGGCCUGAUGAUCUUCGCACACACCAUCUUUUGCUAUGGUUUGCUGAGCAAACUGAAACCAGUAGUGGUUUUCUUGAUCACCUCAGAGGCAAGAGCUACAUUGCGUAUAUCUAUGGGCGACAUACUCGCGACGUAGCUUUAGAUCCAUCUUCGGAAGCUAGUUUCUGCUUGGUGAAGGAGUGGGUGGAAAGAUGCGAUAAACAACACAUUUGUUACCAAGGCAAUCACUCGCCGCUACCAUCCCGGGUGAUCGACGUCGGCGCAGAAACACCAUACUUGUAUAUCUCGGAUGAUCAUCAUGCCCCAUAUAUGACACUCAGCCACUGUUGGGGAGGCAAACAGCCACUUACUACAACUACUGCCACACUCAAAGAGAGGUGCAUGGGUAUAUGUAUGGAAUCUUUUCCCGAACUUUACCGUGAUGCGGUAACCAUAACUCGGAAGUUAGGCAUACAGUACCUUUGGAUCGAUAGCCUUUGCAUACUUCAGGAUUGCAAAGAUGAUUGGUCAAAAGAAGCGGCCAAGAUGGGCGACAUAUACCGGCUAUCGUAUCUGACUCUGUAUGCUCUCAGUUCUCCUGAUUGUGGUCAUGGAAUGCUGGCCCAACGACAUGGCCUAGCAUCAGCAGAGACGCCAUCGCUCAACAACGCCAACAGUCUCGAAAAGACGAGAGCACAUGUUUUCAGGACUGCACCGCUUUGUCAAAGAGCUUGGGCACUUCAAGAACGGCUUCUAUCGCCCAGGCUCUUGUAUUACAGCGAUGGAGAAACGUUCUGGGAAUGUCUUGCGCACACAGCCAGGGAAGGGAACCAUCGCAUCAUCCCACACAAGCCAACCCCGUAUCGCUACGAGAGCUAUGAAUGCCCUCAAGUAAGGAUUCAUCUCGUCAAGCCAUUGGAAGAUAACCCCUCGUUCCCAGUCUCUAUACCGUCCGACUGGCAGAUCAUAGUGUCAGAAUACUCACGCUGCCGUCUAACUUACCGUUCGGACAAACUGCCCGCUUUGUCCGGGUUGGCAUCCAUGUACCGAAGGAACACAGGCUAUACCUACGUUGCGGGCAUGUGGAUAGAAAAUUUGGCAGAUGAGCUCCUAUGGUUUUGCCCUCUCGAACAAGACUACCAGCCCCAAAACCUUGAAGCGAGCAGUAAUAGUCUAGUUUCAGAACCUUCUUGGUCUUGGAUUUCCUCAGAUCUUGCUGUUCGAUUCAAGGCGCUGGGCAAUAUCACUGGAAAAUGGUCGACGGACUUUGAGCUUAUUCAGCUGACGGGGACCGAACAAGCCACAGACGACGACAUCCCCUAUGUACUCAUGAUCCGAGCUUAUUUCUAUCGGGUAUCUCUCCAGAUCUCACACACUUCUAGGAGCUGUAUCCUACUCGAUGGUACGGGUCGUGAAAAACUCGGCAGAGGAGUUCUGGAUGUGCCAGGGGGGCUCUCCAUCGUCCCGAGAUCAUGCGCUGCAAUAGUCGUCAGGCGGAAGCUGCAAAAAGACAUGUUUCAGCUAUCGCCAUACAUGACGUAUCUACUCCUCGUCGUACCCGCUCCUGAGGCUCAAGGAGAAGAACGCUGGAGAAGAAUUGGACUUGCCUGGACUACCCGGUCUUUGACAUCUGCACCGGAAAAGUCACUGAUCAGGCUAGUUUAGAUGGCUGGUCUGGAAGCUGAUCAUGAGCGGUGUUCGUGAAGAUU